Messenger RNA from Canariomyces notabilis, 1252 nucleotides. RefSeq lists its product as uncharacterized. The record is from RefSeq and is a predicted model, not a curated record. The transcript has a single exon. NCBI's taxonomy places the organism in Eukaryota, Fungi, Ascomycota, Sordariomycetes, Sordariales, Chaetomiaceae. The coding region runs from base 104 to 796 and encodes 230 amino acids.
CGCUGUGACUUGAACAUCUCGAGACCUCCCUGACUUUGACCAACUGUCAAGUCGACUACCUUAAGGUACACACGGUGCCCUACUCAUUCUUUUCGUCACCAAGAUGCCUCGGAAGAUCAAGGGCCUAAAAAAACAGCUGGACAGCCAGCUGGGGUUGUGGUUCAGUCCGCUGCAAAUGCAGAUGCUCGAGAAAGAAAUCGACACUACGUUUCUUAAACAACAACUCAACCUCAACGACCCUCGCCUUGGCAAUAGCGUGAGCCAGAUCGUCCAUAACAGAUUCCUGGACCUGCUCGACGCCUGCCAUGAAGAGAGAGAUUGGAUGUUGGACAGUUGCCGCAUGGACAAUGCCGUCUGGAACGCAGCCCGAGCACGUGUCCCGUGGGCCAGCGACAUCCCCGUCCCCAUGUUCAGGACAGCUGUGCUGGCAAUCUGCGAGGCUGCGUACAGACACUUCAAGAACCCCAGGCGUUACCCCGACGGAACCAGCCAGCCGUACAGCAAGCUCGCAAUCUCGGCGUUGCGCUUCGUCCACGACAUGAUGGUCUACGAAGCCCACCUCUACACGGAAUCCGAUUGGACUCCCGAGCACUUUGGAGAGUUCCGGGGUCCCAUAAUGUUGCCGAACGGCAGACCGAGCUUGGACAGAAACGGGAAGGUGAUUACGAUCCCGUUUGUCCCCGCCAGAGCUCUACCUGCAAGGAACCUCCUGAUGCUCGCUGGGUGCAAAAUGAGCAGGCAGUUUGAGGAAACAAAAGAAGAGCCGGGCUGGAUAAGGGACCUCAGACGUGUCUAGGCGCUCUGGGAAGAUGAGGGUCUGGAGAGUCCGUAGGUUGUAGAUAGUCUGUGGCGGGGUGGGCGUGGAUCGCAACAAGACUACGAUAGCCAUUAGCGACCAGUAUGAGGUAGUGGACAUAGCAAACUGGCGACAAUCAAUACUACCUAGUAUUCGGAGAAUAGAUCAUUUGGAGAUGGUGUACCCGCAGCGCGUGCUAUGAAGCUGAGAGUGUUCGAAGAUCAUCAAAACUGCCAGUGGUAAACGCCGAACGACGCCGGUCAAGGACCAGGGCCAUGGUGCAGUAGAACCGAUAUGUUCAUGUUUGACGAGCAGCUAUGGUAUGUAGAUGGUUGAGGUGUCUGUAUCUUGAAUCCGGACACUUCCAAGGCCGUUGUGACCCCGUGACAACAUUCUGAAAUUGGUGGAAGGCGUGUUGGGCGUUGGGAGUUGGGGAGCCCAGCUGUCGGGGCCCUC